Messenger RNA from Gregarina niphandrodes, 1140 nucleotides. RefSeq names its product casein kinase I. The record is from RefSeq and is a predicted model, not a curated record. The transcript has 2 exons. Bases 1 to 1140 code for a protein of 379 amino acids. Gene Ontology annotation, biological process: signal transduction; peptidyl-serine phosphorylation. NCBI's taxonomy places the organism in Eukaryota, Apicomplexa, Conoidasida, Eugregarinorida, Gregarinidae. Gene Ontology annotation, molecular function: protein serine/threonine kinase activity; ATP binding. Gene Ontology annotation, cellular component: nucleus; cytoplasm.
AUGUCUGAUGCUCGAUUAGUCCCUGGUUGCGUCAUCGGAGGCCUCUGGACGCUCGGUAGGAGGAUUGGCAAUGGCAGCUUUGGGGAGAUAUACAUCGGCAGGGACAUUGAAACGGGAAGGGAAGCUGCAAUGAAAUUCGAGUCGUGUAAGGCGAAGCAUCCGCAAUUGGCAUACGAGGCGAAGCUGUUACGUCGUUUGCAAGGCGGCGAGGGUAUUGCGCAGUUGUAUUACAGCGGCGUGGUGGAGGUGAUGGUGUGUCGUGUGGUUAAUGGGCCUUUAACAAAGGAAUGUUUUACUGUGAUGGUGACGGAAUUAUUGGGUCCAUCAUUGGAGGAUUUAUUUUGUCUAUGCGAUAGGAGUUUUAGUUUGCACACAUUGUUAAGUUUAAUGGAACAGAUGUUGCGACGGAUCGAGUUUUUGCACCGGAACUUGUUCAUUCAUCGGGAUAUAAAACCGGAGAAUUUCCUACUGGGUCGGAAUGAGAAGAGUAAGGUGUUAUACAUGAUCGAUUUUGGUUUGGCAAAGCGUUAUCAAGAUCCUCGCACAGGUGAACACAUCCCAUACCGCGAAGAUAAAAGUCUGACAGGGACGGCUCGUUAUGCCAGCAUCAAUGCACAUCUGGGUAUUGAACAGAGUCGCCGAGAUGACCUGGAAGCGGCGGGUUAUGUUAUGCUCUAUUUCGCGCGCAAUGGUAUGCUGCCUUGGCAAGGUCUCAAGGCCUCUAAAAAACAGGAGAAAUACUCACUCAUCAUGGAACGGAAACUAGCUACACCUGUCGAAGUACUUUGUCAAGACCAACCACGAGAAUUCAUCCAAUACCUCAGAUACUGCCACUCUCUCAGAUUCACAGACGAACCUGACUACCCACACUUACGCCGUCUGUUACAACUCGUGCGCAUGCAACACCGAACCACCGCCACCAGCGGACACAGCUCCGCACUUACCGCCACCAGUGCUGGAGCUCUCGCUGACUCACCCGCAGACUGGAAUUGCGCACGAACUACCACUGGGAAGAAAAUACGCAAAAGAGAAAAAACUGACGUCGUCCCCUUCGCCUCACUCCUCUCCAAGGACCACAGCCCAUACAGACCCCGAGGCAGCACUCAACAACUCCGAGGCAGCGCCGUCCGAGAAGAGUGA